AUGGGAACUUGCACUUCGUAAUCUAAAAAUUAGAGACUAGUUGAAAAAGCAAAGCGUGCCAUUGAAAAAGAGGGCUACACCAUUCUAGAAAUUAAGGAUGGCAAAACAACAGACAAAAUUAUCCCAAACAAGGUUGUUAUAGUUUCCAAAGACAAUAAAAAAUAUGCAUUUAAAAUCCGCUAUUUCUAGAACGAGCUGGACAGUUAGGGUAUUUCUGCUUAAGUGGGAAUCCUUUGUGAUUUAAAACAUCCCAAUUUUGUCCACUUUUAAAGAUAUUUUAUUCGCAAUCAUAUGUUUUUCUUCUUGAUGGAUUACUAUCCAGUAACUCUUCGUUCUUUGCUCUAUGAAAGUAAAUCAAUAACUCAAGAGCAUAAAUAUCGUUACGCUUUAGAGCUCGUUCAAGGUAUCAAUUUCGUUCAUAGUCAAGGCCAUACUCAUCGCGAAUUAAAGACUCAAAAUAUAAUGAUUUCUCCUGAAGACCGUAUUAUUAUUUGCGAAUUUGGACUUGAAUUCGACUCUGAUAUACAUAAAAAAAAGUAAGAAACUUCAAGCCUAUCUGAUAAGUGGUAUUUAGCACCAGAAAUUAACUAAAACACCGAAUCAAUCUAUUACUAGCAAUCAAAGCAAACAGACAUUUGGGCAAUAGGAGUCAUAAUAGCAGAAAUAUUCGGAUUUAAAUAUGCGAGCGCUUUAUCCUCUAAUGAAGAGCUAGAAAGAAUUAAGGCAUCUCUGAGCUCUCAAGAAUAUGCAAAAUGUCUUGGCGAAAUGGAUUAAAGUGUACAAUCAAAAGUAGUUCAAAUGCUCAACUUAAACCCUGAUAAAAGAGGAGACAUCGCUGACUAUCUGCCCUUCUUUGAAGAAAAGUACAAUCAAUUUAAUCAAGGCAUGCACCAAAAUAAUUGA
Molecule: messenger RNA, 903 nt
Organism: Tetrahymena thermophila SB210
Lineage: Eukaryota; Ciliophora; Oligohymenophorea; Hymenostomatida; Tetrahymenidae
Product: kinase domain protein
Exons: 1
Biological process (GO): protein phosphorylation
Molecular function (GO): ATP binding; protein kinase activity
Source: RefSeq, a predicted model, not a curated record